GGAGAAACAUAUUGGGGGAGGGUUUCACGGCUCCAUUGACGAAGGGGAGUAUAAGAAGGCUCGCGCGGAAGAAACGGGGCUCUCGUGUACUCACCCCUCUGUUGUGUUAAGUGAUAUAUGUGAAUUUAAAACCAGUGUUCUACCCUGUGUUACUUGUGUGAAUUUCUGAAAACCUCUAGUCUACCCCGUGUGAUUUGUACUGAUUUUCGCCCACGAUAACCUUUAGUCAAAAUGGCAGAAAGGGAAGAACCAACAUUCGCUGUAGGCGUCCGCACGACGACUGCCCGACUGGCCGUGGGAGUGGGACGAGGACGCCCCAUCCACCGACCAACCGACUAUCUUCCAACGUUGAACGAGACGGUUGGACCCCGCACCCUAAGGUUGGCCAACACGUCCAAACCUUACAGCAGAAGUCACGGCCGGGGUACAAGACGUGAGGACCAGCGCAGCCGGCCCCAAAACGCACAGCAGGAGGCCGUUGCCACGUUGGAGAAGGCGCUUCAGGAUGCCAACGCGGCAUGCGCAGAGGCCGGGAGGAAGGCUGACCGCGAGAGAGACGCCGCCUUUAACAAGCUGGCCGACCUAGCCGGGCGCGAACACACACUGCAGGAGUACCUGCAAUACGCUAGGGUAGACUUUGACCAAGUGCUCAGGGAGAAGCAGCAGCUUCACACGCAACUGCAGAAGGCGCGCUCGUGUAUUAUCCAGAUGCUGGGGGAACUCAGCACAGCGCUAGCCGAGAACGCCCAACUGAAGCGCGAACUCUUCAUCACCUGCAAUGGACCACACCUUCCUGCUGCGCCCACAACCCCGACCGACUAGGAAAGACAGCACAACAGCACCAGAUCCGGCAAUCCAACACUUUUCCGUCAAUUUCACCCCACUUACCCAUUCACUCACUCACCCACUCACCCACUACGCCACGUCCAAACUGAAGCACUUCUAUUUAUCCACCACCACCAAUCCAGCUCCACUACCAUCCACCGUCCACC
Priapulus caudatus is the source of this 992-nucleotide messenger RNA. RefSeq lists its product as uncharacterized. Lineage: Eukaryota; Metazoa; Priapulida; Priapulimorpha; Priapulimorphida; Priapulidae. The transcript is spliced from 2 exons. The coding region runs from base 232 to 822 and encodes 196 amino acids. The record is from RefSeq and is a predicted model, not a curated record.